This is a messenger RNA of Penicilliopsis zonata CBS 506.65, 848 nucleotides long. RefSeq lists its product as hypothetical. The transcript has 3 exons. The record is from RefSeq and is a predicted model, not a curated record. Lineage: Eukaryota; Fungi; Ascomycota; Eurotiomycetes; Eurotiales; Aspergillaceae. Bases 27 to 827 code for a protein of 266 amino acids.
GUAAAAAUAGCUUCCAGUUAUUCUUCAUGGACCUACAGUUCGAUUCCAUCCUCAACAACCCCAAACUAGGGGAUCUGGAUCUCAAGAUCUUCUCCCUUCUCAGCGACUUAUUAACCGCCAAGCUUGACCCCUCCACAGCCGCACAGCAGAUCAACCGUCUGUUCCCUCGCCCUGAUGGAAUCCUUCCAGCGACCUAUCUCGAAGACGUCGACGAGUUUCUAUGGAUCUUCUGGGGGAUGGUGAUUGAGAUCAUCCAGCUGGUUCCCUACCAGCACAGGGCUCAAGAGUAUAUGCUCUCCAUGCUGCAAUCCUUGAGCGGGAUAUCCCAAGCUACCGUCAAAAUAUGGAGUGUGGAAAGCAAGGUCUGGCAGGAACUUCCUCUGCUGGGCUCAUACCUCCGAGACAACUGGAUCUCACCGACCUAUCAAGGAAAAGUACCCGAAGCUCAAGACGCCGAGAAAUGGAAGAGCUUGAAUUCCUUUGCAGCCAGGAUGCUAGGCAAACGUCUUGGCUCCUGGUGGAACUUUGCCAUGUGGGAGCUCCAGGCGGCACUGGAAGAAGAAUAUAAAGACCAAGCCAUUGCUGACUGCAACGUGACUGUGGCCUGUGAAUGGAUCGUCCAUUCUGGAGAUUACAUUUUCGAACAGAUCGGCAAUGCAGAUGGCCAGUCUGAGCAAGGUCCGCUCUAUUCUGGUCCCCCGGGCCUGUGUCUGGAAAGAUGGAACUUUUGGAAACGCCGGUUGAGAGAGAUGAGCCAGUUGGUUUCAGGGCCUCUCAAGCAUGAAGUACUCUCUGCGGCUGAUAGAAUGGAUAAACUAGUUAAUUAGUAAGGCAUUCUUUGAGAAGCU